Messenger RNA from Solanum verrucosum, 736 nucleotides. RefSeq names its product CASP-like protein 5B2. Gene Ontology annotation, cellular component: membrane. NCBI's taxonomy places the organism in Eukaryota, Viridiplantae, Streptophyta, Magnoliopsida, Solanales, Solanaceae. The coding region runs from base 175 to 690 and encodes 171 amino acids. The record is from RefSeq and is a predicted model, not a curated record. The transcript has 3 exons.
AGCAACCAUAAAAAGCCGUCAAGAAAAUUGUAUUGUUAGCUAAAGGGUUCAAUUGGGUGCAUAUAGAUGUAAAGAUCUAUGCACAAGCAAUCUGGUAAAUGGGGUUCUUGAAUUUGGGAGAAAUACAGGGAUCUGUGGUUCUUGAAAUGGGAUUUUUGGUUUUCUUGGAGAAAAAUGCUCUAUGGGGAGCUUAAAGGUCUGAAAUUUGUUAGGAAUAAUAUAAGGAUGAAGCAUUUGGUGGGAAGUCCAGGAACUGUGAGUGGGUUGCUGUUGAGAUUGGGGCAAUGUUUAUUAGCAGCUGGAUCAAUUGGGAUUAUGGUUUCUGCUUCUGGUUUCUCUAAUUACACUGCUUUCUGCUAUUUGAUUGCAUCUAUGGGUCUUCAAGUAUUGUGGAGCUCUGGGCUUGCAUGUCUGGACAUAUAUGCUUUAAGGAUAAAACGGGACCUUCAAAAUCCAGUCUUAGUGAGCCUUUUUGUUGUUGGAGACUGGGUAACUGCAACCUUGUCGCUGGCAGCUGCGUGCUCAUCAGCAGGGAUUGCUGUUUUAUAUUCAAAAGAUUUAAACUUCUGCAGUACUCCACCUCAUCUUCCAUGUGGUCGAUUUGAGCUCUCUGUGGUGUUGGCAUUCUUAACCUGGUUUCUUAUCGCCAUUUCUUCUCACGUGAUGUUUUGGAUUCUAGCCGCCCUCUAAUGAUGUGAGCACGUCUCUCUGCUGAGAAUAUUGCUACUUAUGAAAU